GUAGCAACUUCCUUAGGGAUGGAGUGUGUGCUGAUGCUGUGGCUCGGCCUGGCGCUGGGGUCCCGGGGGGUCCGUAGUCACCCUCAGCCCUGCGGAGUUCCCACGCGCAGUGGGGGCACCGUGCGCCUGGCUGCGCUCCUGCCCCGCGCCCCUGCCGCCCGCGCCCGCGUCCUGGCUACCCUAGCCACUCCUGCGCCUCGGCUGCCCAACAACCUGAGUCUGGAACUGGUGGCCGUCGCGUCCCCCGCCCGGGACCCCGCUUCGCUGACCCGAGGUCUGUGUCAAGUCCUGGCACCGCCGGGCGUGGUGGCCUCCGUAGCUUUCCCCGAGGCGCGGCCCGAGCUGCGGCUGCUGCAGUUCCUGUCAGCCGCCACGGAGACCCCGGUGCUGAGUGUCCUGCGGAGGGAGGCACGCGCGCCCCUCGGAGCCCCGACCCCGUUCCAUCUGCAGCUGGACUGGGCUAGCCCCCUGGAGACCAUACUGGAUGUGCUGGUGUCCCUGUUACAGGCACAUGCGUGGGAGGACGUUGCUCUAGUACUCUGCCGCGUCCGGGACCCUGGUGGCCUCGUGACACUCUGGACUAGCCGGGCUGGCCAGGCCCCGAAGUUUGUGCUGGACCUGAGCCGGCUGGACAGCGGGAAUGCCGCCCUCCGGGCAGCACUGGCCCUGCUGGGGGCUCUGGAGGGAGGGGAGAGCCCAGUGCCCGCAGCAGUCCUCCUGGGAUGCAGCACUGCCCGAGCACAGGAGGUCCUGCAGGCUGCACCACCGGGGCCCCAGUGGCUGCUGGGCACACCAUUGCCAGCCGAGGCACUGCCCACAGCUGGCCUGCCACCUGGGGUGCUGGCGCUGGGAGAAACCAAGCAACCCUCACUGGAAGCCGCCAUUCACGACAUGGUGGAGCUUGUGGCUCGGGCACUCAGUAGUAUGGCCCUGGUGUACCCAGAGCAUGCCCUGCUUUCAGCUGCGGUCAACUGCGAGGCCGGGAAAGCUGGCCAAUCUGAGUCAUCGGGGCGUACCUUGGCUCGGUUUCUGGGCAACACCUCCUUCCAGGGCCGCACGGGGGCCGUGUCGGUGACGGGCUCCUCUCAGGUGCAUGUAUCUCGGCAUUUUAAGGUGUGGAGCCUGCGUAGGGACCCGCUGGGUGCCCCAGCCUGGGCAACAGUGGGCAGCUGGCAGGAUGGACGGCUGGACUUCCAGCCAGGGGCGGCUGCUGUCCGGGUCUUAUCUCCAUCUGGCGCCCAGGCCCGGCGGAAGCUUCGAGUGGUAACUCUAGUGGAACAUCCGUUUGUGUUCACCAGGGAAUCUGAUGAAGAUGGACAGUGCCCGGCUGGGCAGCUGUGCCUAGACCCAGGCACCAAUGAUUCUGCCAGGCUGGAUGCGCUGUUCGCAGGCCUGGCCAACGGCUCGGUGCCCCGCACAUUGCGAAGAUGCUGUUAUGGCUACUGUAUUGACCUGCUGGAGCGGCUAGCUGAGGACCUGGCCUUCGACUUUGAGCUCUAUAUUGUGGGCGAUGGCAAGUACGGAGCCCUGCGUGACGGCCGCUGGACAGGCCUGGUAGGCGACCUGCUGGCUGGCCGGGCACACAUGGCCGUGACCAGCUUUAGUAUCAACUCAGCUCGCUCCCAGGUGGUGGAUUUCACCAGCCCUUUCUUCUCCACCAGCCUGGGCAUCAUGGUGCGCACACGGGAUACGGCCUCACCCAUCGGGGCUUUCAUGUGGCCCCUGCACUGGUCCAUGUGGGUGGGUGUCUUUGCUGCCCUGCACCUCACAGCACUCUUCCUCACCCUGUACGAAUGGCGAAGCCCUUACGGGCUCACACCACGUGGCCGCAAUCGCAGCACCGUCUUCUCCUACUCCUCGGCACUCAACCUCUGCUACGCCAUCCUCUUUGGACGCAUUGUCUCCAGCAAGACACCCAAGUGUCCUACCGGGCGCUUCCUCAUGAACCUCUGGGCAAUCUUCUGCCUGUUGGUGCUGUCCAGCUACACGGCCAACCUGGCUGCUGUCAUGGUUGGGGACAAGACCUUUGAGGAGCUGUCUGGGAUCCACGACCCCAAGCUGCACCACCCUUCCCAGGGCUUCCGCUUCGGCACCGUGUGGGAGAGCAGCGCCGAGGCCUACAUCAAGGCGAGCUUCCCCGAGAUGCACGCACACAUGCGGCGCCACAGCGCACCCACCACGCCACACGGAGUAGCCAUGCUCACGAGCGACCCGCCCAAGCUCAAUGCCUUCAUCAUGGACAAGUCCCUGCUGGAUUAUGAGGUGUCCAUCGACGCGGACUGCAAGUUGCUCACCGUGGGCAAGCCCUUUGCUAUCGAGGGCUACGGUAUAGGGCUGCCCCAGAACUCGCCGCUCACCUCCAACCUGUCGGAGUUCAUCAGUCGGUACAAGUCUUCCGGCUUCAUUGAUCUGCUCCAUGACAAGUGGUACAAGAUGGUUCCUUGCGGGAAGCGGGUGUUCGCCGUGACGGAGACGCUGCAGAUGGGGGUCUACCACUUCUCGGGGUUGUUCGUGCUGCUGUGCCUCGGGCUGGGCAGCGCGGUUCUCAGCUCGCUCGGUGAGCAUGUCUUCUACCGCCUGGUGCUGCCGCGCAUCCGCAGGGGCAAUAAGCUGCAGUACUGGCUUCACACCAGCCAGAAGAUCCACCGAGCCCUCAACACCGGGCCGCCCGAGGAGCAAAAGGAGAGGGCGGAACAGGAGGGCAGGGGCCCUGAGGAGCAGCUACGUGCGGCCGAGGGUGCGGGCCGCUGGAGGCGGGUGCGCCGGGCAGUGGAACGGGAGCGGCGCGUGCGUUUCCUGCUAGAACCCGGGGAGGCCAGCGAGGACCGCCCGUGGCUCUGCUCGAACGGGCCGGGGCCACAAGCGGAGCUGCGGGAGCUGGAGCUGCGCAUCGAGGCCGCGCGGGAGCGCCUGCGCAGUGCGCUGCUGAGGCGCGGGGAGCUGCGGGCCCGGCUGGGCGACGGCGCCAGGCUCAGGCCACUGCGGCUGCUGCAGGCACCGCCCGCAGAGAGCUGAGGCACUACACGGCCGCACUGUCCACGACAGUUUAUUCUAUAUACAAACACGACUCUGUACACUGCAAUUAAAUAGCGUGGAACUUGCGCCCCGCGUCCUGAGCCGCCACCUGCGAGUCCGGGCCCGCGCGCUCGGCCCCGUGCGGGCGCCGUGUGGAAGGCACUGGGGAGCACCAG
Molecule: messenger RNA, 3191 nt
Organism: Acomys russatus (golden spiny mouse)
Lineage: Eukaryota; Metazoa; Chordata; Mammalia; Rodentia; Muridae
Gene: Grin3b
Product: glutamate ionotropic receptor NMDA type subunit 3B
Exons: 9
Coding region: 19-3015 (998 amino acids)
Biological process (GO): ionotropic glutamate receptor signaling pathway; modulation of chemical synaptic transmission; synaptic transmission, glutamatergic
Cellular component (GO): plasma membrane; postsynaptic membrane
Molecular function (GO): NMDA glutamate receptor activity; transmitter-gated monoatomic ion channel activity involved in regulation of postsynaptic membrane potential
Source: RefSeq, a predicted model, not a curated record